Magnolia sinica is the source of this 4246-nucleotide messenger RNA. RefSeq names its product helicase-like transcription factor CHR28. Gene Ontology annotation, molecular function: ATP binding; metal ion binding; ATP-dependent chromatin remodeler activity. The transcript has 12 exons. The record is from RefSeq and is a predicted model, not a curated record. NCBI's taxonomy places the organism in Eukaryota, Viridiplantae, Streptophyta, Magnoliopsida, Magnoliales, Magnoliaceae. Bases 395 to 3811 code for a protein of 1138 amino acids.
CCUUGUUCGGUACGAUUCCUCUCUCUGUCUCGGUCUGCUUUGGCGGUAAAACAUGGUUUCAAAAGGGCUACCGUUCCUUCCCGCGCUUCGAUUGCAAGACACCGGGCGAUGAAUCUUGACGGAAAUUUCUUCGAUCGAAUACUGCGGUACCCAUCAUGACUUCUAUUUCUAAGCCUAGCGCUGUAGACACAAUGCUUUCUUCAACUUCUAUGGGCCCCAUAGAUAUCGUAUCUUCAGACAGUGAAAAUGAGAUGCAAGUUGGACAGAAUGCAUCAAUUUCUACAGCGCCUAUUUCAUCUGCCACUUCCAGAAAGCUUCCAUCCUGGGCUUACACCUCCAGUUCAAGUUUAAGGGUAAAAGUGAACCGUCCACAGGCUCCAUUGGAUCAUCUCAAAUGCGGCCCUUGCUUACAAAACCUUCUUUCAAUUCCACAAGAAAUGAGAGGAAGUCAAAUGGACGUGUGAAAAUAUCUGCUGGGCGCACUCAAGAUCUUAUACACCCAGUUGUCCGGAGUGAUGAUCCAAAAUAUGCGGCUGAAAAUGGGAAUGAGGGUGAGCUUGGAGACUGUUUAUACAUUGACAAUGCUGAUGGGACUACUUGUUCUGAUAACACCCAUGACCAUAGACACCUACCAAUUUCUUUCAUGAAUGAAAUGCCUGCUAUAGAGAUAUCUGGGUCAGAUUUUGGAAAGAAAAUACAAAGCGUAGAUGGAGGAGAGUAUGCAAGUUCAGGAUCUCAAUGUGGAUCUGUUCUUGUUCCACAGCCCAAUGAGCACGUUCAAGUUCAACCUGGGAGUGACUCUGAUCUAGGUCUUGAUGGUGAUGGCAUUGGUAAAGACCGAGGGCAUGCACGCUUUCAACUGCAUAAGGAUCUUGUUCCUGAACCUGGCAAGAAACCUUCAUCUCAGCAUAUUCUAAGGACCCUGCCAUCUUCUUUUCAGCCACCUGUGUCAACAGCUAAAUCAAAAGCUUCUGUGGAGACUGGACGUGUUCGCACUGAUAAAGAUGGAGGCCAUGCACACUUCCAACUUUAUGGAGGAAAUGUUUCUGAAUUUGACAAGAAUCGUUCAACCCGGCAGAUGCUGAGGUCCCUUCCGACAUCUCUUCAGUCAGCUGGGUUAGCUACUGAAUCAAAAGCUUUGACAGGAACUGGAGGGGAUGGCAAUGAUGAAGAUAGAGUCCGCACACACUUUCAACUGUACAGAGAACUUGUUCCUGAAGUUGACAAGAAACCUUCAUCAGAACAAAUGCUAAGGAGAGUCCUUCAUCCUCUUCAGCCCACUAUGUCAACCACUCAAUCAAAAGCUUCUAUGGGGACUGGAGUUAAUGGCAGGGAAACCAAUGAGGUUAUUAUUCAUCAAAAUGCUGCUACACGUAGGCUCCUACCUCCAUCUUUGAUGCAAGGAAGGUCUGUUAAUCAUUCAUGGGUUGCUGGUUUAAGUAACGGUAAUACUGCUCAGCACUCUGGAGUAGUAGAAGAAGGCCCUAUGGAAAAUAACGAGAGACUAGUUUUUCAAGCAGCAUUGCAGGAUCUUGCUCAGUCAAAAUUGGAAGCCAGUUUACCUGAUGGUCUCUUGUCUGUUCCUCUCUUAAGGCACCAGAGAAUUGCGUUGGCAUGGAUGCUUCAGAAAGAGUCAGCUAGUUUGCACUGUUUAGGUGGAAUUCUUGCAGAUGAUCAGGGCCUUGGUAAGACUAUAUCAACCAUUGCCCUUAUACAAAUGCAGAGGCCAGUGCAGUCCAAAUCCACAUCCGAUGAUUUAUCCCAGGUUAAAACUGAAGCCUUGAAUUUGGAUGAGGAUGACCGUGCUACUUCUGAAUUUUGGAAAGUGAAGAAGAUAGGAAAACAUGAGGAUUUUAAAUAUCCCACAUCCCGGAAGGGUAGACCAGCAGCUGGUACAUUGGUUGUGUGCCCAGCAAGUGUUCUUCGACAGUGGGCCCGAGAACUGGAUGAAAAGGUUACUGAUGAUGCUAAGCUUUCUGUUUUGGUCUAUCAUGGAGGUACCCGGACAAAAGAUCCCGUUGAGCUGGCGAGAUAUGAUGUGGUUCUCACAACAUAUUCUAUUGUAAGUAAGGAGGUUCCAAAGCAGCCUCUAGCCGAUGAUGAUGAUGGAGAGCAAAUACAUCCUGAAAAAUUUGCAUCAUCCUUCACCAACCAAAAAAGGAAGAAGACUUCCACAACAGCUAAGAAAGGGAAGAAGAAAAGCAAGAAAGGAUUUUCCUCUGUCAGUUACAAUGGUGGUCUGGUUGCCAGGGUGGGCUGGUUUAGGGUGGUCCUUGAUGAAGCUCAAACUAUAAAAAAUCAUAGAACUCAAGUGGCUAGAGCUUGUUGUGGGCUUCGAGCCAAAAGAAGGUGGUGUUUAUCUGGAACACCAAUACAAAAUGCAAUUGAUGAUCUAUACAGCUACUUCAGAUUUCUGAAAUAUGAUCCUUAUGCUGUCUAUAGCUCCUUUUAUUCCUCAAUAAAAUUUCCAAUAUCAAGAGACGCAAGCAGUGGUUAUAAGAAGCUUCAAGCAAUCUUGAAGACUAUAAUGCUGCGCCGCACAAAAGGCACACUACUUGAUGGGGAGCCAAUUAUUCAAUUACCGCCAAAAGAAAUAUGUUUGAAGAGAGUGGACUUCAGUGCUACGGAGCGGCACUUCUAUUCCCAGCUAGAAGCAGAUUCACGAUCACAGUUCAAGGAAUAUGCAGCUGCUGGAACAGUGAAUCAAAAUUAUGCAAACAUAUUGUUGAUGCUAUUGCGUCUCCGUCAGGCUUGUGAUCACCCUCAUCUUGUAAAAGGAUAUAAUUCUGAUUCUGUUGGAAAAGCUUUGUUAGAGACGGCGAGGAAACUCCCUAGAGAAAUGGUGAAAAAUUUAUUGAAUCUGUUGCAAGCUUCUUUGGCAAUUUGUGGUGUAUGCAGUGACCCACCUGAGGAUGCUGUUGUUACAACUUGCGGUCAUGUUUUCUGCUAUCAAUGUGUUUCUGAACAUUUAAUAGGUGAUGAUAAUUUGUGCCCGAUAGCUGACUGCAAAGAACAACUUGGUAAUGAUGCAGUAUUUUCUAGAGCUAUUCUUCAGAGUUGUAUUUUGGAUGAGCUCGAUAAUAAUGCUACAAGUUCUUCUAGAGUUGUCGAAAAAUUUGCAGCUGGGCAGAGUUUGUGCAGUUCUAAAAUUGGAGCUGCCAUGGAGAUUCUUCAUUCAGUUUGUAAAUUUAAGAAUCCAAGUUCCACAGUUAGUUGUGAGGGAUGCAAAGAUGUAGCUCUCUCUCUAGAAAGCACUUAUGACCGUAUCUCGGAGCAAGGCUACUCUAAUGGCCAUGCUAAAACAGAUACAUCUUUCAACUCUACAGUGCAAUCUGAACUACCUGACAAGGCUAUUGUUUUCUCCCAAUGGACUUGCAUGCUGGACUUACUUGAGAUUUCAUUAAACCAAUCAUGUAUACAGUACAGGAGACUUGAUGGGAGGAUGUCUCUGGCUUCAAGAGACAGGGCUGUGAAAGAUUUCACCGCUGAUCCAGAGGUGACUGUCAUGAUCAUGUCAUUGAAGGCUGGAAAUCUCGGUCUAAACAUGGUUGCUGCCUGUCACAUUAUUCUUCUAGAUCCUUGGUGGAACCCAACUACCGAAGAUCAAGCUAUUGACAGGGCACAUCGAAUUGGGCAGACGCGCACUGUGACUGUUUCACGGCUAACUAUUAAAGAUACAGUGGAGGAUCGGAUAUUAGCUCUCCAGGAAGAGAAAAGAAAGAUGGUUUCAUCAGCUUUCGGAGAAGACCCAAGUGGGGGCUCCGCAACUCGGCUUACGGUGGAAGAUCUGAGAUACCUAUUUAUGGUCUGAAUGUGGCCUGUCUCACCACAAACUUCAAAUCUUCCAGGUGUUUCUUGUAACACUUAUGGGCAUACCUGAGAUGUUUGGCUUCAUGGUUUUUGCUGGAUGAGCCUAGGGGUAUGAUCCUGGAACCAGAUGGUGGGUACAUGGUGCUCCAUACCGCCUAAGAUUCAACUAGAAAUUCUGGAUAAUUCAUGUAAGCCAUGGUGACAUCUGGUUAUGUGAGGGUAAUGCAUUUUGUUUUCCAGUUAGCUGUCAGGUGCAAUGCACAUGGAAAGGGGCAUGGUGGGGUGUGAAGGGGUGAAAAUUGUUUUAUGAUCUUGGUUAAGUUAAAACUCAUUGAUUAUAAUCAACCUAUGUGAUAGACUAUUAGAUAGCGCUUGAUUGUAAGCAACCUAUGUAAUAGUCUUAUGACAUUGCACCUGUGGGAGUUUUGUGCUCUCA